This is a messenger RNA of Ectocarpus sp. CCAP 1310/34, 1278 nucleotides long. The record is from the annotation of a GenBank genome assembly. NCBI's taxonomy places the organism in Eukaryota, Phaeophyceae, Ectocarpales, Ectocarpaceae.
AUGAAUGUCGGCCAAGAUUGUGUCUACGUAACAAGACCGUUGUGUGAUGGGAGCUUUUUCGCCAAGGUGGCACAGGGCCCGGAGGAGACUUGGGCGUUAAUUACCCGCCUCACGUCGACGCUGGUCCAUGAGCUGGAGCCUGAGAAGAUGGCGGAGGUGGAGAGGGGGCUGGCUUCAAUAGCAGCCAGGGUGACGGGUACGACGGAUCUGGAGAUGGUCGUGCCCGAGCUCAUCGACCUGCUCGGCGGGGAUAGCAAAGCCCUGCGUGCUCUCAAAAUGGUUGACCAGAGGGUGGUCCUGCUAGGCGUGCAUCACAUGAAGGGGGGCGUGACGAGGGGGCUGGUGACAAAGGACGUGCGGAGUGCAUCGGGUUGGCAGAUCGGGAUGGACGUGUUCGAGCAGUACGUGCAGGUUUACCACAAGCGACGAGAGCAGUCCGUCGAUGACAUGUCGCAAACCGUCGAUGGCGCGGACAACCACUUCGAGCUGGAUUUCGAGGUUCGGGCAACUUUUGACCGAGAGAUGACACAACUCACGGCCGCGGGGCUGCGCGUACAGCGGCUAGUUUGCUCACCGACAAUGCAGCCUGAGAUGAGAGUGCAGCUUGAAUCUCGCAUCCUCGGAGACAUGAUCAUUUUAUGAUCAUGUUGUCGUUGGUGCGAGGUCUAUAAAAUUCUUGCAUGUUGCAAUAGUUGUGUGCACGUUUGUACAAAUGGUAUCGGCUCUGUAGAUAAAAAGCAUAUUAUGCUUUAGAUUGGGUUGCGUUCGUGUAGCUUACGUUUAUUUUCUCGUUAGUUUUCUUUUAGCCCCUUCAUUUACGUAUCCUUUGCUGUGCACUCAAGUCGAAUGGUCUUUCCGAGGGCGUCAUCGUUUUUUUAUUGGCAAGUCCAGCACCCUUCCCAGGCUUCCGGCCAAUCUGGCCGCACCGAGUAUUGUGACUAAAGGUCCGGGGAUUCGCAGUUCUUGGUUUCAUUUGUGGAGGUUUUGGUUAGUGCGUGAGGAAGGGGGAGCGACAUGCAUCGUUGAGACCACGAUGGACCGAACCAUGGAUGGAUGGUUCGGAUGUGUUCCAACACGCCCGACAACGUACAGUGGUAAGGUUGCCGUCAACUAUUCUAGUGGUUUCACCCCCCGUACAGAACUUAUAGUUUCUCCACGCUUGCGCGUACGUGUCGUCUCUCUUGUUCUGAACUUUUUCGUGAUCUGUCCCGUCGCGGGCGAUCAGCAUGGGAAUCAUGCCUGUUCUUGAGUUGAGCACGACGCCACGGUUGGUGCCGU